UCCAUAGCUCAUUUUAGUUUAUGCCUGGCAAAGCGAACGGGCGGCGUUUAAAGUGAACGUGGACCGCAAGGUUCUGGUUUAGUUUAAAUGUAUUUCUGUCUUUGAACAAAAUAUUCCAACGAGCAGUUAACAACGUACUGUAAGCUUUCUGAAACUCACGAUGAAGUAUUUUCUUUUGUUGGGAUGCGGCGUCCUGUUCCUCGCAGGAUGUUCGCGGGCACAGGAGGGCGUCGGUGUGGGCUCGGUGGAGGAGGUGACGGUGGACGCAGACCUGGGCGCGUCGCGUGAGGCUUCCCGCACUGAUGCGGAAGCUGUGCUGCGAGAGGAGGAGGCCAUUUCUCCGGACGGACUAAGUGUGGCGCAGAUGCGAGAGAUGAAAGAGCACGCGCAGAACUACACCUUCCAGACAGAAGUGAACCGCAUGAUGAAACUCAUCAUCAACUCCCUGUACAGGAACAAAGAGAUAUUCCUGCGGGAGCUCAUCUCCAACGGGUCGGACGCGCUCGACAAGAUCCGGCUGCUGUCGCUGACGGACCGCGACGUGCUGGACGCCAACUCCGACCUCAGCAUCCGCAUCAAGGCCGAGCCCGAGAAGCGCCUGCUGCACAUCAUCGACUCCGGCAUCGGCAUGUCGCGCCACGAGCUCAUCAACAACCUCGGCACCAUCGCCAAGUCCGGCACUGCCGAGUUCCUCUCCAAGAUGCAGGACGCGGAGAAGAGCGGCGCUCAGGAGAUGAACGACAUGAUCGGCCAGUUCGGCGUGGGCUUCUACUCUGCAUUCCUGGUGGCCGACAAGGUGACCGUGGUGUCCAAGAACAACGCCGACAAGCAGCACGUGUGGGAGUCGGACGCCAGCUCGUUCAGCGUGGCCGAGGACCCGCGCGGCGACACCCUCAAGCGCGGCACGCACAUCACGCUGCACGUGAAGGAGGAGGCGGCCGACUACCUGCAGCCCGACACCAUCCGCAACCUCGUCAAGAAGUACUCGCAGUUCAUCAACUUCCCCAUCUACCUGUGGGCGUCGCGCACCGAGACCGUGGAGGAGACCGACGCCGACGACAAGCCCGACGCCGAUGACGAUGCGCAGGUCGAGGAUGCUGCAGAAGACAAACCCGAAACCAAGAAGACCGAGAAGACCGUGUGGGACUGGGAGCUGAUGAACGACAACAAGCCAAUCUGGACGCGCAAGCCCAGCGAGGUCAACGACGACGAGUACACUUCGUUCUACAAGAGCCUCACCAAGGACUCGUCGCCGCAGCUGGCCAAGGCGCACUUCGUGGCGGAGGGCGAGGUGACGUUCCGCGCGCUGCUGUUCGUGCCGCGCGUGCAGCCCGCCGACUCCUUCAACCGCUACGGCACCAAGACCGACCACAUCAAGCUCUACGUGCGCCGCGUCUUCAUCACCGACGAGUUCAACGACCUCAUGCCCAACUACCUCGCCUUCAUCCAGGGCAUCGUGGACAGCGACGACCUGCCGCUCAACGUGUCGCGCGAGACGCUGCAGCAGCACAAGCUCAUCAAGAUCAUCAAGAAGAAGCUCGUGCGGAAGGUGCUCGACAUGCUCAAGAAGAUCCCUGACGACGAGUACGACGCCUUCUGGAAGGAGUACUCCACCAACGUGAAGCUGGGCGUGAUCGAGGACCCCAGCAACCGCUCGCGCCUCGCCAAGCUGCUGCGCUUCCACUCCUCGCGCGGCGACGGCAUGACGUUCCUGGCCGACUACGUGGCCCGCAUGAAGCCCGGCCAGAACCACAUCUACUACAUCGCCGGCUCCAGCCGCGCUGAGGUGGAGAAGUCUCCGUUCGCGGAGAGGCUGGUGAAGCGCGGCUACGAGGUGCUCUACCUCACCGAGGCCGUGGACGAGUACUGCCUGUCCUCGCUGCCCGAGUACGACGGCAAGAAGUUCCAGAACAUCGCUAAGGAGAUCUUCGACCUGGAAGAGAACGAGGCGCAGAAGGAGCGGCUGGAGGCGUACAAGGCGCAGUUCGAGCCGCUGACCAGCUGGCUGGGCAACGCGCUGGGCACGUGGGUGACGCGCUGCGUGGUGUCGCGGCGCCUGCAGCGCUCGCCCGCCGCGCUGGCCGCCACGGCCUUCGGCUGGACCGGCAACAUGGAGCGGCUCGCGCUCUCCAACGCACAUCAGAAGGCGGACGACGCGCAGCGCAAGCACCACCUGACGCAGAAGAAGAUGCUGGAGAUCAACCCGCGCCACCCGCUCAUCGUGGAGCUGCUGCGCCGCGUGCAGGACGCGCCCGACGAGCCCGACACGCUCCGCGCCGCGCACACGCUGUACCGCACCGCCGCCAUCCGCUCCGGCUACCUGCUGCAGGAGGGGCAGGCCGGCGACUUCGCCGACGACGUGGAGGCCAUGCUGGCGCGCGCGCUGGGCCUGCCGCCCGACGCCGCGCCCGAGGACGACGACGAGCCCGACGUGCCCGACGCAGAGGCCGACGCCGACGACGUGCCGGCCGACGACCACGACGAGCUGUGAGCCUGUCGCUGUGUCGACGUGUGUGACGAUGAUGUAACUUUUUAUACUUGGUAUGCUUCGUGUGAGAAUGUGAAUUUAAACUUAAAUGUAAUGUAAAUAAAUUAUAUUUAUUA
Messenger RNA from Helicoverpa armigera (cotton bollworm), 2604 nucleotides. RefSeq names its product endoplasmin (gene Gp93). Gene Ontology annotation, cellular component: endoplasmic reticulum; perinuclear region of cytoplasm. The transcript has 13 exons. Gene Ontology annotation, biological process: protein folding. Gene Ontology annotation, molecular function: ATP hydrolysis activity; ATP binding; ATP-dependent protein folding chaperone. The record is from RefSeq and is a predicted model, not a curated record. NCBI's taxonomy places the organism in Eukaryota, Metazoa, Arthropoda, Insecta, Lepidoptera, Noctuidae. The coding region runs from base 161 to 2491 and encodes 776 amino acids.